GCCACAUGAAACUUGGCCUGUUUGAACGCCUAUACACACAUCGUUACCGUUCGCAAACCCGCCUUAAUGUUUUCACGCUGUCGAGUUUAGGUCUGCCUAGUGUCCAAGAAAGCUUUCUUAAAUUGAACUGCUCCAAGUGGUACGCCCAUCGCCUUGGAUGCUACAGCGUUGUGUUUUCGUUUUAUCCAUGUUUGUAUUCAUCACUUGUAAAAAACUCGGAGUUCGCCAUGUCGUUGCCGCCGUAUAGUGACAGCCCCCUACCGACGCCUUUUUGCAGUCCAGUGGAAAAUGACUUGCCUCCGUCUUACGACGACAUCACAAAUCCAAAUGCUCCUCCUCCAUCAUACCAGUCACUUUUCGGACAGGUUCGAGAGGUGCACAAAGCAUCCAGCGGAGUGAUAGACUUUUUGCGGAGCAUUGUACUCCUAUUGCUAGGCACCCUUGGAUGUACAAUCUUGGUUGGAGUCACAGUGAUCAUUCCUAUCAGCAUGAUAGUGAUAGGUACCACAUACCUAAAUGACUGCCCAGCUGAAAAGUACAUCCCAAUUUUUCUGGUGAUGGGCGGAGUGUUCGGUGUGCUGAAGACGCUACUCGAUGUCUGUGGUAAGUGUCGACGCCCCGACAACAGUGGGGAGGCUGGCCACAGCGUAGCAGAAGAACAGCGUGCUGAAGAGCGUACUUGGAGCACACUUGUGAAUUGUUUUCUUUUUGCCUGGUAUGUUGCUGGCUGUGUGUGGGUGUACCGUGCCUACCCUCCGGACUACACAAACAGCGAAAGCCCUGCAUUUUGCGACAGGACUUUGUACCUCUUUGCAUUUGGCCUCGUCACAGCGGGGCUACUCUCGCUUGGCUUGGUGGCUGCCUGCCUCUGCUGCCUAACACUCUUCUCGUUACUGUCAAGCAAGGAUUGAUAUCGGCGGCGCCUGCCCACAGCUACUGGCCUGGAAAGCCUGCAGACAUGGAUGCCACAGGUACCACCCACAAGCUCGAGACAUCCAUGCCCAGCUGCCCCAAAGAGAGCGUCCACGAAGGCAUGCUGCAACAAUGAGUGGCACAGUGAUGCUGGAUUUUUAGUGGUGUGAAACCUACGCGAGGCUUCUCUGAGAGUGCUACUUUCACGAAUGAUGGAGAGCGGUUUAGACUGUUGCGUGGAAGUCCCACUCAUUCCUAUGAACAUUUCGGUACUGAAUGCUUCGUUGAUAAAGGAGACAGGCGUAAAUGUAGUUUUCAGUGAAACCAUAGACUCAUUCACACUCACAUUGUGCACAGGGGUAGCAUUCCCUAGUGCUUUUUGUUUAAUACCAAGUUUGGAUGCUGUACUUGUUCUGACCAGAAUGUGCUUGUGUGUCAUCUACAGCAGUGAUGAAUGUAAAGCAACAAUUUCCGCAGUGAUAGGAACAACGAUGCUAUCUGUUUGCAGAAGGGUAAAAUUGUUCCACAUUUAGUCUUUGUGGCAAACUUUUCGUUCCUGCGGAACAAGUUGUGCCACUGUUCCAAUGUAUGCUUGUGACUUAUUUUGAAUGAAGCAAGCAAGAGUGAACGUUUAGGAUUGUUAGUACUAUGUUGCCUUAACCAACAGUGCAAAGACACAAGGAUGAAGAGACAACCGAGCACCAUAUUGCAUUAAUUCCAACAGUUUUAUUUUGAAAAAGAAAGGCGCCACAUACUUAGGAUACACUUACUUGUCAUACUGAGCUACAUUUAUCACACAUACACAUGGGAUCUAACCAUCAGUAUAACAAAUAACAGAAUACCUAUUGGAGUUCCUUAGUUCCUUUUACUACAAGUGAACAGCAGCUUGAAAUUUUUGACAAGUAUGCAAACUAUGUGAAAAUAGUUGUGUAAUUAGAGACCCCUCACUUCUGCAAGCUGCAAGAAACAAGCAUAAUCUGAAAUAAACCCUCCGGGUGGACUUGUUCAUCGUACUUCCUAAUUGCUGCUCCCUUUUUCAACUUCAGUGCAGCAGAACGUGCAGUAAAGCUGCACAUUCCUGGUGGCAGUUACCUAGUUAUCCAAGUUAGCAUCAAAGAUGUUCACUGAAGAGCGGCACACACCUACUGGCACCUACCCAGUGACACAAAUUGGUAUCGAAGAGAGAGAAUUUAUUAGAGCACAGCCCUUAGGUGCCAGUUCUUGUGGAAAGCGUUGGUGUCCUACCUCAUAAUUGGGCGAUCGAGCACAGUGAAAGAUGAGAGCAAAUGCAGAGCGCAGUGGGCAAUGAAAGACGGGAAAGAGUGAAGAGAGCGUGAGGAGAAAAGCAUAGUACUGCGCACGAGGAGCUUUGUGACGACGAUGGCUACGAGAUGGCGCCAGAGUAACCUGCAUCUUCUGUAUGGAAACAAAGCGCUGCAUGAGCGGAGGUUGUCUACGGUGGCUGCUGUGAAUUGCGCCUGCUCUUCACCCACGACCUUCCUCUCGUGAUCUCCCAAUUAGCGAGGCAGUUGUACCACACUUUGCUUCAUUUGCAAUGUGCCGUACGAAACAGGUUGUCCGCACGAGCCAAUAUAUUGUGAAAGGAAAACACGUAUACAGCUGCGCUGUAAUUUUGCAUUAGGGAGUAUCGUAAUUGUCGGUAUAUUUAUUUGAAACGAGGAACUGACCACAGUGCUCUUGCCACCUUGUCAUCAACAAAAGGAACCAGACAUCGACCUUUACGCAUCUCACGUUGGUCAGCGUGCCUACUCCAAGUCAGCGUUGAAGAGAUUCCUUGAAGAGUGGUACAUACGCAGUACCACAUAACCAGUCUCGCGUCCCCAGUGACCCAUGUCCACAUCAAAGAAGUUCGUUGGAGACUGGCACGUAGGUGCACAGUGCCACAUAUGCAGUGACCCAAGUUUAUCCCACGGUUGGUUUCGAACCCUGUUUUGUCAGCACAGCAGCCAGAUGUGCUGCUCAUUCAACCAUGGAGAAAACGGUGAUUCAUAUAGGAUAGAAAGUGUGUGAAGUACCAUAAGAAUGCUAAUCGCAUUAAAAAACUUGAAUAUUAAAAGUAAUUAAACAAUGAAUUGCUGCUCCUUUUUCGAACUUCAGUGACUUAUGCCUGUCAUUUCCGAACCGAAGAGGCCACAUCUGUUAUAGGCCUGCUCCUCAUUACCUCAUGCCUACCAUGCAAGAACGCUGUGGAAAGGGUACUGAUACAUGUACCCGCUUCCAAUGAGCUAGCUUUCUGACAUUACUUAUCCCUGACAUGAGCUGAUCCUUGUGUCUGGACAAAAUGGUGUGCUCUACUAGUGGGGAGCACCCUAUGCAUUUCUCACUGGGUUGAAAGCCGUCCUUCAUACAGUUAGGGACAAAAUGUUGUGGUCCGCGAUCACAUAAUAAACGCUGAAUUUCGCUGAAUUUAGCAUGCACGACCAGGCACCGAGAGAUGCGCAAUCAUUCCAAGUGAGGAAAUUUAGUUGGCCUGUCUCAGUUUGAAGCCAUUUCAAAAUUCUGCAUUUUCUAUGUGGCUGUAAUCCACGAAAUUUUGUCCCUGACUGUACAUUCUCGUUGCAUUGUGAACACGUUCUCAGCCAGCCUUCCCAACCUAAUACAUACCGGGAGAGAGUGGAAUAUGGUAGACUGCAUUUGGUAUGUACCCUCUACAUGUGGCGACGUUUUUUUCCAGAUAAAAUUGUUGGGAGUAGCACAUGGCAGUGUCAAAUUCUGUCUCUUUGUCCUUCUAAUCUUAGUUAUAGUAGUGAAACUGGCAAGUACUGCAUCCAAAUUUGGUACUAAACAAAAUUAACAAGGUGCCACCGCUGCGUGAAAUUUGAGCUAAAGCAAGCCAGCAAGUUAGAAGAGCCAUUUAUACCUGGCUGCCUUAUCAACAUCACAUAUUAUGAAAUAGAAUGGUGUGGCAGGCUUUUAUUGCUCUGUUACGUGCCGUUCACGGCUUCAAAAUUGGCCUUUCAUUUCUCCCUGUAUGCUGUGACCAAAGGGCAAAAUAAUGGUGCAGUCGACUUCCAUUCAUCCAAUUCAGGACAUGCGAAGUUGGCUCAAAUUACACAAAGUUUAAGGAUGUGUUCAGAACUUGCAUUGAGUUGAACAUUCAGUAUUUAUUGGAAGUGUCUCAUUGACAUUACCUCUGCGGAUGCUCAUAAGCUUAAAGACUCAUUGUACAAGCAGUGUUGUUGAAAAGCCUAACAGACAUUGUCUUCAUGCAAGAAAAAAAAUGUUUCAUAAGCCAAAAUGUUGUUUGCACUUCUUGUGGAGGUGAAUGAAGCUUCUAGACCUCCACAUCAUUGCUACUGCUGCUGUCGGACUGCCUUACCUGUGCCGUGCUAUAGCCAAAAUUUGUGACAUCUUCAUUGUUCAGGAUGCCGCAUAUUUCUGCGUUAGUAGUGUUCACGGACUCUCUCAUGCCGACAUUGCCUAGAACUACAUGGUCUAUAAGGACCAACAACUAAGAUAAUCUGUCCACACUGGAACUGUUGUACAGUGGUGUAAAAGUACAGCUUGUGAAACAGUUUUGUGAUUGUUGGUGGCUUUAAGUCUUUGUGCGUUUCUUCGAACAGUGUUGGUGCAUUUGGUCUGGCCUGUAGCACUGGUAAUUUAGCAGCCAUCAGUCUGCUCUAGUGCACCAUAUCUGAUAUUCAACAUCUCAUGUAUGAAGUAAUAUGCUCGUUUUAUCUUUUCCUUUCUUUCCUUUUUUUUUGUUCUGCAGGAACAUACGAUCACAUGUUCAACUUGACAUUUCAAGUUUGACCAACAAGCUUUUUAUACAAAUUCCCAGUAUAGACACUUCCCAGCUGCAUUUGCAAUGGCAUUCUGCCAUUGCCUUAAGCAGGGCAUACCACAAUUCCUAUGUUGUUUUUUUUCUCUGUUUUAAGCAUGAGAAAGCCAGUCUUGAACUUUUUCAUUCUUUGUGUUAGCAAAAGUAGGCAGGAAAGCAUUGCAGAACAUAGGUAUUAAGCAAUCACGACAUCUUUAGAAGGCAGCAUGUAAGUAAGCAGGCUGCUGUACUCUACAAAGGCUGAGCAUGUGAACUAGUGCAUGCUUCUGUAAGAGCUCAGCUUGAGUCGUGGGCCAGGUUUACACUGCCCAUCUCCUACUUGCAUGGACAGGGCCCUAACCAGAGUGUGCAUGCAUAUGAUAUGGGCUGAUGGCACACUACUUCACCGUGACAGUGAUGUGCAGAUUGUUUGCACAGUACUGCAAAUCAUUGCUACAAGUUAGACUGCACAAGACGCUGAAAGUUUCCCUGUUCAUAAUAUGCAUGGAAGUCGCAUCGCACAUUAGCUAUUUUGCAUUUUAAGUUAAACUGCCAAUAUCUUUUUGCACACAGUAGCGUAGGCACAGCCGGACUUUUGAACAUGUUGCAUCAAAGGAAAGAAUGCAUUAAUGGAAGCUGACUGUAAUGUCUAAAAAGAAACUGUUCUGUACUUAUUCUGCAAGCUUGUCAGUUCACUAAUGAUUUUGGCAUUGAUAUUUAUCUGUGUGCAGUAUACUGACAGGUCCUUGAAAUAAAAUACAGCAGUUUCAGUGAGUUUAUUUAUUUUCCGUGUUAGAGGAGGGAGCAUGGGCACCUUUCCAGACUGCCGAUCGGUUGUGUGAGUAUAAGAUACAUAAGAACAAUGAAGUACUGAAUGGGCAUGAGUCAUGGUGCACAAAGCUGGAUGGAGUUCCAGUUUAUGUGACAGAUGGCAUAAUGUUGUAUGCUCAUUUAUUAGCCAGUAUAGCUUUGCCGCUAAUGGUUACUGCUUUGGCUACUGUUGGAAUUGGCUAUCCAAGCCAUCUCACAGAAAUGUUCUCCCAUUGCGAAUAAAGUGGUAAACAUUUGCA
This is a messenger RNA of Dermacentor albipictus, 5763 nucleotides long. Its product is annotated as transmembrane protein 272-like. The record is from RefSeq and is a predicted model, not a curated record. Lineage: Eukaryota; Metazoa; Arthropoda; Arachnida; Ixodida; Ixodidae.